Messenger RNA from Erythranthe guttata (spotted monkey flower), 664 nucleotides. RefSeq names its product acyl carrier protein 1, mitochondrial. Gene Ontology annotation, molecular function: acyl binding; acyl carrier activity. Gene Ontology annotation, cellular component: mitochondrion. Gene Ontology annotation, biological process: fatty acid biosynthetic process. Lineage: Eukaryota; Viridiplantae; Streptophyta; Magnoliopsida; Lamiales; Phrymaceae. The record is from RefSeq and is a predicted model, not a curated record.
CAAGUCCAGAAGAAAUCACCUCAAACCCCAACACUCAGCAAUUUGCAUUCUGAGCAUUUCUCCCACAGAUUAAUUGCAGCAAAAGAAUGGCAUCGGCGUGGAGAUUCACCGAACUCCGCCACCUACGAAUCCCCGUUUCAAGGGCCCUAAACCUAAACGGAUCCCGUUCGACGGCCGUCCGAUCAAUGUCAUCGCACGGCGACGAUCACCUCGACAAGCAGGAGGUUGUUGACCGAGUCCUCGAUGUAAUCAAGAGCUUCCCCAAAGUCGAUCCCUCUAAGGUUACCCCGGAUGUUCAUUUUCAGAAUGAUCUAGGAUUGGACAGCUUAGACACUGUGGAGAUUGUGAUGGCUAUUGAGGAAGAAUUUAAGCUCGAAAUUCCCGAUAAGGAGGCUGAUAAGAUCGACUCUUGUCCUCUUGCAAUCGAGUAUGUCUAUAACCACCCAAUGUCCAGCUAAGUUCUGCAGCACAUUUUUCGGUUUUUUUUUUUUUUUUUGUAAUUUAUUUUAAUGCAAUUAGACGUUUUUAUCCAGUCAUUGCUUGACUGUGUGAUGUUGUAGAAAUUUGAUCCCAGGAUGGGAAAUAAUUUGGGGAUUCUUUGAUUAAAAGAACCCCCGAUCAUGCGGGAUUUAAUAAUUUCUUUGACUAAUUACUUUUGCAAAUA